CAAAAGCGCGCGAUUUAAUAAUUUUGUUGUAUUUUUCGUUAAAAGACGCCGGAACAGUUAAUUUCAUUAAAUUAUCUACUUUAACAACAGUGUAUCAUUAAAAUAACCUACUUAAAACAUAAUAACGUCACUCUCUCUUCAAAACAAUGGAUGACUUCCCGUUUAAAGUUGAAUAUGCUAAAUCUGGAAGAGCUAGCUGUCGUGGAUGUAAGAGCAGUAUUGGAAAGGAUGAUUUGCGAUUAGCUCGUAUGGUUCAGUCGUAUCAUCACGACGGCAAAGAUCCACACUGGUUCCAUAUGAACUGCUUCUUUGCUAAGCAUCGCCCAAAAUCCAUUGAAGAGGUUGAACAUUUUGAGAAUAUUCGCUAUGAGGAUCAAAAGACGAUUAGAGGAAAGAUUGAGGAAUUAAGUGGGAUUUUGUUGCCAGAACCAAAGAGAAAGGGAAAAAAACGAACAGCUGACGAAGCAUCAACAUCAUCUGCUGCAGCCAAAAGUCUCAUUGUUAAGGAUUUCGGUGUAGAAUAUUCAAAAUCAAGUCGUGCAACUUGUGUUGGAUGUGGAAGUCUUAUUAUGAAGGAACAAAUUCGCAUAAAGAAAAUGGAUUAUGACACAGAAGUAGGUCAAAAGUUUGGAGGACAACCUUUAUGGCAUCAUCUUGAAUGUUUUGAUAAGAUUAAAACUGACUACAACUUCUAUCUUGGCGGUUCCGAUUUGCCUGGAUUCCGUGAUUUGUCUCCAGCUGAUCAGAAAGAGGUCAAAAAUGUCCUAAAAGCCAUCGAAAUAACAGAAGCACAGGCAAAGAAAUUGAAAUCAGAACCAAAAGAUAAGAACGAACUCAAGGAGGAAAAUGCACUGGAAACAAAGAUUGCCAAGCAAACAAAGCAACUGUUUAAAGUUCGCGAUACAAUAAAGCCAAUUGCAGGCAAAGGUGACCUACAAAAUAUUCUUUUUGCCAACAAUUCUGGUAUGGUUGAAGGCGUUGAUGGACUUUUGGAUCGUGUAACUGACUUCUUGACAUUCGGUGCACUCGAAAAAUGUCAAAAAUGUAAGAAGGGUGAUUUAGUAUUCGCAAAACAUGGAUAUAAGUGUAACGGAACAAUUGACGAAUGGACACCAUGCGAUAACUUUCAAGAGAAACCGAACCGUGUUAAAUGCGUGAUCCCAAGUGAAUUAAAGAACAGCAAGACAGCAACCUUCUUUACAAAAUAUAAGGCAAAAGUUGAGGACCGUGCAGUUCGUAAGAAUCUUCUUGCUGACGUCAAAAAGGCUAAGGAAGAAGAAACGACUCGCGAAUAUAAAGUCAAACGUGAGAAGGAACCGCUGUAUGGCUUUCAUAUUGUCAUUCUUGGAGACACUAAAAAACCGAAAGACGAAUUGAAGAAGAUAAUCACGAAGCUUGGUGGAAAAGUUGUUACUAAGUUGCAGGAACGAAUUGCCGUUGUUAUAAGUAACCCAGAAGAGGUUGAAAAGAUGAACAGUCGAAUGCGUGAAGUAAAAUCAUACGAUAUUCAAGUUGUACCCGAAACGUUCCUUAAAGCAGUUGAAAAAGGAACCAGAAAUGAGUCAAUGGAGAAAAUUAAAUCAAUGUCGAUUUGUGAGUGGGGUUCAGAUCCACUGACAAGAAUACCAUUGGAAGAUGAAGGACCUAAAGAAAAGGAAUCGAUGUAUGCACGUAAUACGAAGAAAACCGCAUCAGUAAAGUUGAAGAAUGGAACAGCACUCGAUCCUGAAAGUGGAUUAGAUGAUGUUGCUCAUGUUUAUCGUGAUAACAUCACAAAUCAACUAUAUACAUCAGUUCUCGGAUUGACAGACAUAACAAAGAAUAAGAACUCAUUUUAUAAAAUGCAAGUUUUGGAAUCAGAUGCUGGCAAAAAUUAUUGGCUAUUCAGAUCAUGGGGACGCAUCGGAACAAGUGUUGGAAGUACAAAAACUGAUUCUUUUUUUUCUGCUCAAGAAGCAUGUGAAGAAUUUGAGAGACUUUUUGAAGAUAAAACUGGCAAUUAUUGGGGUACAGAUUUUCAAAAGCAGCCUGGCAAGUAUUCGCCAAUUGAAGUUGAUUAUGAUGAUGAAGAAAAGGCUAAGCAACUGGCUGAAAAGCAGAAAAUCAAGUCAAAAUUACCAGCACCAGUUCAGGAUUUAGUCAAGAUGAUCUUUGACAUUGAUACAAUGAAGAAAACAAUGUUAGAAUUUGAGCUUGACUUGGAAAAGAUGCCUUUAGGUCGUUUGUCAAAGAAGCAGCUCCAGACAGCAUACGAAACAUUAAAUGAACUCGACAAGCUUGUUGCAAAAGGCGCAAAAGAAAAUGAGUUUAUUGGCUUAAGCAAUAAGUUCUUUACACUCGUUCCACAUAAUUUUGGAAUGAAGGCAGCACCAAUAAUAUCAACGUUGGAAAUAAUUCAGAGUAAACGUGAGAUGAUUGACUCAUUGCUUGAAAUUGAAAUUGCAUAUUCAAUUCUGCAAGAGGACGAUAAGGAGAAUGAAGACGUUAAUCCAGUUGAUGCACAUUAUAAGAAACUCAAGACGGACAUGAAGCCAUUGGAUAAGAAGGGCAAAGAAUUUGAGUUAAUUAAGCGUUACGUUGAAAAUACACAUGCCAAGACACACGACAAAUACAAGCUCGAAAUAUUGGAAGUAUUCAAAGUUGAUCGUUCAGGUGAACGACGUCGUUAUAAGCCAUUCAAAAAGUUACACAAUCGUCAGUUAUUAUGGCACGGAAGUCGUCUCACAAAUUAUGCCGGUAUUUUGUCUCACGGAUUGAAAAUUGCACCGCCAGAAGCUCCAUGCACUGGUUAUAUGUUCGGUAAGGGAAUCUAUUUUGCUGAUAUGGUCUCAAAAUCAGCCAAUUAUUGCUGUACAAGUUCUCAGCAAGAUGUUGGUAUUAUGCUGCUCUCUGAGGUCGCUCUUGGUGACAUGCACGAACUGAAUCGCGCUAAUUUCGUUACUAAAUUGCCCGACGGAAAGCAUUCUACAAAAGGUGUCGGAAAGACAAUGCCAUGUCCAACAGGUUUCGAAACACGCGACGACGGAGUAGUCAUACCUUGUGGAAAACCAAUCGUUAAGAAUGAUUUGCGAUCUGAACUGCUUUAUAAUGAAUAUAUUGUAUACGACGUUGCGCAAGUCAACAUCCAAUAUUUACUCAAGCUCAAAUUUAAUUACAAACGUUAAGUUAUUGCACGGCAACCGCCUGAUGCCUCAUCUCGUAUUUCCUCCGUAUAUGAUAAUACAGAAGUUAAUAAGAAGAACAGAAUUUACAAAGAUUUAAUCUAUGCCAAAACAUAUAUUAAUCACCAAUUACUUUACAUGCCACCAAACUUUUAUUUUUUGUUAUACUUUUUAAUUCCAUUUGCUUACUUUUAAACUUAUGUAAAAGCUAAUAUUAAUUUUUAAUGAUACUUAUUUUUGCUUAAAAGGUUAAGAAGUGAAUAUCAAUAGACAGUCUACAUUGAUAUGUAAUCACACAUUUUGUUGAAGAAGAAGAAAAUAAAGAUAUUUAGAUGAUUGAACGUUAUUUGAUGACAAAAACAUAAUUCAAGGAUUCUUAUGACUUUUGAGCUCUUGUGAGUUGAAUUAUGGAUAGGUUUGAUAUGCAAUGCUCUGUUAAAUUUCCGUAACAAGCAUAUUAGAUUUGGAAGUUA
This is a messenger RNA of Chironomus riparius, 3634 nucleotides long. NCBI's taxonomy places the organism in Eukaryota, Metazoa, Arthropoda, Insecta, Diptera, Chironomidae. The record is from the annotation of a GenBank genome assembly.